This is a messenger RNA of Protobothrops mucrosquamatus (brown spotted pit viper), 1681 nucleotides long. Its product is annotated as protein ABHD11. NCBI's taxonomy places the organism in Eukaryota, Metazoa, Chordata, Lepidosauria, Squamata, Viperidae. The coding region runs from base 350 to 1279 and encodes 309 amino acids. The record is from RefSeq and is a predicted model, not a curated record. Gene Ontology annotation, cellular component: mitochondrion. The transcript has 6 exons.
UAUAAAAGUAUUAUUUGAAAAAAGUUUUGUGUCAUUCCGAAACUUGGCUUUACUAGCAACCAAACAUGAAUAAGGGCAUUCGUCACUCCCUCUGGUGACAGACAAGAUCCAGUGGGCGUGUCCAACAAAGCCGGAAGGGGCAAGACAUUCGAAUUACUUUCUUCUAUGGCAGGGGUGGGAAACUAUGGCCCUUUUAUGAUUUGUGGACUUCAAUUCCCAGAAUUCCUGAGCCAGUUCCCCACCCCUGUUCUAUGGCAUCGGACACCUUAGCAACCGACCCGGCAGUAGAUCUGUGGCUACGUUCUAAUUUUAGUCUCUUUGUCACCUUGGUGACCGCUACGCCCGGCCAAUGAUGCUUCGUGCUCUUGGCUUUCCGCGUUCUCCUUUUCGCUGGAUGCGGGCCCAGACACUCCGAUGCCGCCUCGCUAUCACAGCCCGGGAAAGAAAGGGUCUCGCCAGCCGCGCCAUGAUGCCAGUGCCUCUCUCCUAUGCCAUUUGUGAUGGACCAUCAUCAGAUCCUCCACUUGUUUUCUUGCAUGGGCUGUUUGGAAGCAAAUCCAAUUUUUCAUCCCUCGUAAAAAAGUUAGUGCUCCAAACUGGUCGCAAGGUGCUAACAAUAGAUGCCCGCAACCAUGGGGAUAGUUCCCAUAGCCCCAUCAUGACCUAUGAAGCAAUGAGUGCUGACGUCCAUCUCAUUCUGAAACAGCUACAUCUCAGUAGGUGUGUCUUAAUUGGCCACAGCAUGGGCGGCAAGACAGCUAUGGUAUUCGCACUACAAUGGCCAGAACUGGUGGAGCGCUUAGUGUGUGUUGACAUCAGUCCUAGCCCAACAAAAGAUGUCAGUGGCUUUCAGGAGUUCAUUGCUGCCAUGAAAGCAGUGGAUAUCCCUAAAGGUAUUCCUCGUUCCACUGCACGUCGUAUGGCCGAAGAACAACUGCGCCCAACUAUUCAGGAGCCAACUAUCCUCUACUUUCUACUUACUAACCUAGUGAAUGCUGAGGACCAAUUUGUAUGGCGCGUGAAUCUAGAGGCCAUUUCACACCAUCUGAAUGACCUCAUGAGUUUUCCUGACUUCCAGACAUCUUAUUUAGGCCCUACUCUCUUUCUUGGGGGUUCCAAAUCUGGCUAUAUUAGUUCCAAUAACUACUCUGAGAUCAAGCGUCUCUUUCCUGAUGCUGAAAUCCAGCAUAUUCCCAAUGCAGGGCACUGGGUUCAUGCGGAUCAACCCCAAGAAUUCAUCACUGCCAUUUGCAACUUUCUUGCACUCCAUCCACUGUAAGAUUUCUGAACAGAUCUAUGCAAACUAUCCUCUCAAGAUUGGAAGUUUUCCCAUUGGACUUAGUGUUGUAUGUGGCUCAUGGUCUGAUUUCAAAAGCUCCAUGCGAGCGAUCCAUUCAGUGUUUGGUCAAAUUGUCAGUCCCUUCCCUGAUGAUCUGCUUCUUGGAAGACUUAGAAGUGGGAGUCAGAGCCAGAGAAUGAGAGACAAGAGAGAUGUUAGAAAACAGAAGUGUCAUAAAGCAAAACUGAGGAGUCUUAACCACUUUCGGCUCUGGCUCAACCAACCAUUUGCUCCAGUUCUGCCUUUCAAUGCAGACUCCACUUAAUGGAACAUGCCCUCAUAGCAUAUUAUAAAUGUGAUAAUCCACUUGUGGUUAACAGGGAACUCUGGUCUAUGUAUGUA